This is a messenger RNA of Priapulus caudatus, 3632 nucleotides long. RefSeq names its product rab3 GTPase-activating protein catalytic subunit-like. Gene Ontology annotation, biological process: positive regulation of GTPase activity. Gene Ontology annotation, molecular function: GTPase activator activity. The record is from RefSeq and is a predicted model, not a curated record. The annotation marks the transcript as partial. NCBI's taxonomy places the organism in Eukaryota, Metazoa, Priapulida, Priapulimorpha, Priapulimorphida, Priapulidae. The transcript has 22 exons.
UCAGAUGAAAACGAAGAUACAACUGUCUUUGAGAUCACAGACUUCACAACAGCUUCAGACUGGGAGCGGUUUAUUGCUAGACUAGAAGAAGUCAUUCACGAGUGGAAGCUGACCAACCAGCCAGUGAAACCUCAUUUGCAACGGGAUGAAAUUGCAAAUGGAACCUGGGAUGAAAUUUCGGAGAGUGCCUCGUUUGCUGAUUUCAAGUGCAAAAUCAACUACCAUUUCUUGCUGCAAGAAAAUGAAAAUGUGAAUGAUGGAGCUGACUGUGAAAAAGAAAAGGCUGAAGAGAAGCAAGAUCAAGAAGAUGUGCUUCCAACUGCCAUGCAAGAUCUUAUCAGUAUGGACAAUGAUUUUCCUCCAAGAGCACAUUGCCUAAGCAGAUGGUUUGGAAUUCGAGAGUUCCUUGUAAUUAACCCUGAGGACAUUGCAGAUGCUGUUAUUGGUGAAAGCAAGUGCAAUAUCCUGCUAAGUUCAAUAUGCAUAGCCCUUAAUAACACAAACUGUCAGGUGCCAAUGUUUGUACAAGUUCAUGAGCGAUGGAGGAAGCUCUAUCAGGGCAUCUGUGAAGGACCCGGUAUACGUACAGAGUUUGAGAUGGUGCACCUCAAAAAGACUCCGAAGCAGUGUCGCCAUCUCUCUGGGCUAUCAAAACUUUUCACUGACAAAGUGGGUUGUACGUCAUCCACCGUGAAGGCCUCUGUGAGGUUUACCUAUGUGGUACCUUAUCAUAAUGUGUGGCAUCGUGAUUCAGAUUUUGAUACAAGUCUUGGGGGAGAUCAUUAUCGAUUCCCAACUUUCACAGACUUGCCAUUUGGAGCGUCUGAAGAUCCUAUUAGUGAAUUGCAUUUGGCAGUAACAUGGCCCUCUCUUGCAGUAGAAAUGAUUUCCGAUAAUGAGGUCGUUUCUGACCUGGACCCAAGUAGGGCCCCCCAGUGGUCACUUAGAGUAAGAAUGAACAAGGAACCACAGUGCCUUCUUAGUCAGUGCUUGUCAGAAUUUGCAAGCAUAUGCCACAGAAAUGAGACACAAGGAGAACUUUUAGGAAUUCCGUCUGACACUGAAGAUGGGUUUACAGAGUCGGACAUAGGUCAAGCUCUUCAGAAGCUGACAGAGCCCGAGAUCUCGGUGCCUCUGCCUAGUGUAACACAUGUCAUGAAGCAGGCAAGGAGAGGAAUUAGGAAGCGCGUGGUAGAGAAAGCACCUCUGAAACCAGAUAUGUUAAACGAGCUGCUAGAUUUUCUCUUCCCGGAUGCAGUCGACCCCACAUACAUGGACAGGCAGGCAGCAGAGGCAGGUCGAGACGAUAUUGAAAACAAGGAUGAGAGAGAAGGAAUGAAAGAGAUAUUUAAGUCUUUGAAGUCGGCGCCACCUUACUGCCUGACGUUCAAACUGGCCAUCUGUCUGUGUCAUAUCAGCCACCACUUCUCCAGUUGCACCAGUUCUGCAGUAGCAUUGAGGGCCAUUGCACAAAUAUGGCAUGAAUUUGUGCUAGAGUUGCGAUACAGAUGGGAACAUAACUAUGGAAUACCUGAUGUAGAAGCUGGAUCUCCCAACAUGGCACACAGCCUGUUGCAUCAGAAACUACAGAUGCUGAGCUGCUGUGUGCAGAAGAAGCGUAAGCAUGCAGAAGACAGCCUGCGUGGCAGCAGCAACAGCACUGGCACAGAGGGCGCCACCACUGCCACCUCGCUCAGCCACAACUCAAGCAGGGUGAGGCUGUCACCGCCGGCGUGCCAGAGCGACGAUGACGACGAAUUUUACGAAUGCGAGGACAUGCCAUCGGACCCCAUAGUGGUCAGUAUGAGCCCAUCCGAAGGACCAGAGUCAAUCAGUGAUGAAGGCCCAGCAUGUGAUCCGUGUGAAGGCGGCAACAACAACGUGAUAUCGUCAACGGCCACUUCAUGGUCUGGGGAAGCUCUUGCAGAAAAUGCAGAUUCCACAAGCGAACGUUGCUCACCUGACACCAUCUUAGCAGAAGCUGAAGGAAGGCUACGACCUUGUAGUGACCUAAAGCUGCUGCGUGUGACUGAUGAGCCACUGUAUAUACCCAUCACUCAGGAGCCAGCGCCACUGACAGAAGACAUGUUAGAGGAGCAAGCGGAGGUAAUGGCUCGUCUCGGCACCACAGCAGAAGGCGCUCAUCUGCGUGCGCGCAUGCAGAGCAAUUGUCUGCUGUCAGACAUGGAAGCUUUCAAGGCAGCCAACCCCGGCUGUGUUCUAGAGGACUUUGUGCGAUGGUACUCUCCACGUGACUACUGCACAGAGGAGGGCAAGCUUAGCAGUAGGAUGCAGAUCCCGGGUAAUUUGUGGCAGGAAGUGUGGGAGACUGCAAAACCUGUCCCAGCAAGGCGUCAGAAACGACUCUUCGAUGACAUAAAAGAAGCAGAAAAAGUACUUCAUUUCCUGGCAGGUUUACGGCCAAGCCAGGUAGCCCUUUAUAUGAUGCCCAUCGUCAUUCAUGUUGCACUGGUCAGGAUAUCAGAGCUAGGCGAUGAGGGUCUGAUUCCAACGUUUCAGAAGUCGCUCCAGGAGAUAGGCAAAAAAGCUAUCAGGUUGGCUCGUGCACCACGUCUUGAUAUUCUCAAAUAUGAGGAACUGCUGGCACACAUCACACUGCUUGAAAUGAGUAUGGAGCAGGCGAUGGCACUCAGAGACAGGUUAUUCAGUGAUGAGACGGUUGCUGCGACAAUGCAUGGCAAUCGGCAGUUAGAGAAGCAGACGCGAGAGGUUGAGCAACUGCUGUUGGCACUGCAGGAGCAGCCAGAGGUGGCCGUUCCUGGCGCCAGUCGCAGCUACACUGGAUCAAUCCUGCUGCACUUGUUUGACAGGGCACAGAAGCAAGCCGCUGGUCAGUCUUCACCAGAUGAUUGCGCUCAUCCAGGCUCACGGCACUCGUUUCCAGAGCCGGCGGCUCGGGAGUACAUCCUGCGCACAGUUGCACCGCGACCUGCCCCGUAUUCACGACCCACACCACAGAAGAUGUACUGUGUUAUUCUAAACGAGGACUUUCGCCUAGCUUCUGCAGUGUCGCAGGACACCAUGUUCCAGUAAAUGCAGGUGGGCAAGUUAUUCACUAUCAAGUCUUGACAGCCGAGGGAUAAUGGCACGUGUUGGCAAGCGUCAACUGCAGUGUGAUAACUCAUUUAAAUGCUGUUUGUGAGGUACUGGCUUCAGCUUAAAAUAACCGUCAAGUACCAACUGGCUUUGGUGAGACUAGUAGCUUAUCAUUUAUAGUAUCAAUGGCAAUCAGCAGCUCUGCCCAGCACAUACAAUAAUAACAUCCGUAAUUUCAAGAUCCUUAGUCUUAUAGUGCAAGAAUAUACGAGUUCCAAGCAUCAUAUUGUUGUAACAGGGUCUUAGAGCAUUGAGAGCAGUAUCUUUCCCACUACCUAACACAAUAAAAGUUCAAGAAGUGAUGGUGCUGCAGCGUAGUUCUCUGAUCUGUAUUCUUGCUCUUAAAUGAUGGACAUCAUUUAUAAAUGGCAGUGUUCAUGAUCUCUUUUUAUGAUUCAUUUUGCAGUCGUUUUUAGAUUUGUGUUGGGUCUAGGGUCUUCACUAUGCGAUUCCUGCAAUCAUGUAUGUACAUUUAUGUCAGUGUAUAUAAUAAAUGUGAUUUGUGUUUACAUAGA